This is a messenger RNA of Penicillium waksmanii, 900 nucleotides long. Its product is annotated as metallophosphatase domain-containing protein. NCBI's taxonomy places the organism in Eukaryota, Fungi, Ascomycota, Eurotiomycetes, Eurotiales, Aspergillaceae. The coding region runs from base 1 to 900 and encodes 299 amino acids. The transcript has a single exon. The record is from RefSeq and is a predicted model, not a curated record. Gene Ontology annotation, molecular function: hydrolase activity.
AUGUCAAGCCUCGAUGGACUCCUCAACCGACAGAGACCUGGACCGUGGCAAAAGUUCUGGGCACAGCCUUGCGUCUUCCUGGCCCAUCAGCUUUACCGUUGGCGGGAGCCCAUCCCAGCUAUCCCUACGAACCCUGUUACGAUUGUCUGUAUCUCUGAUACCCAUAACGCCCAUAUCAGCGUUCCAGAUGGUGAUGUUUUAAUACAUGCCGGCGACUUGACACAAUCUGGAUUUCUAAAGGAGCUUCAAGAAGCACUCAACUGGAUACAUACCCUACCUCAUCCUACUAAGAUUGUUAUCGCUGGUAAUCAUGAGUUAUUACUUGAUGCUAAGUUGAGUAACCAAUCCACCCAAAUAUCAACGGAUCGGAUGAAUCUAGAUUGGGGUAAUAUAAUAUACUUGGAAAAUACCGAAGAGACAAUCUGCUGCCCAAAUGGUCGACAACUCAGGGUUUACGGUAGCCCUUAUUCUCCAUGUCAUGGAAAUUGGGCCUUUCAAUACCCCCGAAGUCAGGAUAUAUGGGCAAACUCAGUCCCAGAAGGAAUCGAUAUCCUAAUUACCCAUGGACCACCUCUUGCUCAUCUUGAUCUACUAAAAUUAGGAUGUCCUCAUCUACUCCAGACACUAUGGAGGGUCAAACCAAGGCUUCAUGUCUUUGGACAUAUACAUGAGGGCGCAGGAGUUGAGUGGAUUUCUUUCAGUCGCUUACAAGCUGCGUAUGAGCGUACGAUAAUUUUUGGAGGGGGAUUCAAAAAUCUUCUAUACACAGCAUGGGAGUUUUUCAAAGGAUAUAUAGGCCUUCAAGUUGCUGUUGAAGCAAAAUGUUUGCUUGUGAAUCCAUCGAUUGUUGGAGGACUAUGGGAUAAUGAGCGAAGAGAGCCCGUCAAGGUUCUUAUUUAA